AUGAAGGGCCUCGGCUGGCUACUGGCUCUCGGCGCAUCGCCGCCGUUGGGUUUCGCAUCUCAUCUCCCGCAGCCACAGACACCGCUCGGGCUGGAAGAUGCCCUUUCCAUCACGGGAAAGAACAAACUUUGCCUCACUUCAGACCUCAUCGCCUUGCACAAGAACCUCACGCAGAUUGAAUCCAUCUCGGGCAAUGAGAAGGAGGUUGGAGAUUGGUUGGCCGCCAGUCUGGAAUCUCAAGGCUAUACCGUGGAGAAACAGUACAUUUCCAAGGAUCCCGAGCGGUUCAAUGUCCUCGCUUGGCCGGGCGAGAAGCGUGAUGCACAGGUAUUGUUGAGUAGUCAUAUCGAUACCGUCCCACCAUUUCUCCCAUACAAAUACACAGACAACGGAAAGAACACCACAAUCUUCGGUCGUGGGUCUGUAGAUGCCAAGGGCAGCGUCGCCACCCAAAUUGUCGCUGUCAACAAUCUUCUCUCCUCUAACAAGAUUUCCCCAGACGAUGUCGCUGUUCUCUACGUGGUCGGAGAGGAGGUUGGAGGGAUUGGAAUGCAAACUGCCAAUGAUCUGAAGCUUUCCCCCAAGACCAUCAUCUUUGGGGAGCCUACCGAGGGCAGACUCGUCUCAGGCCACAAAGGAACCCAGCGAAUCGUCUUGAAAGCCAUUGGGAAGGCUGGCCACAGUGGUUAUCCAUGGCUGGGACGAAGUGCGAAUGAAGUACUCGUCACAGCACUUUCUCCCCUCAUCGGGUUGGGUGAAGAGUUGCCCAAGAGUGAAAAGUACGGAACCACGACGUUCAACAUUGGCAAGAUUGACGGUGGUGUCGCGGGCAAUGUCAUCGCCGAGUCCGCUACGGCGGACAUUCAAGUGAGAAUCGCAGAAGGCAAUCCUAGGAUGAUCAAGAAGGCUGUCACAAAGGCUGUGAAUCAUGCUAUCAAGGACUUCCUGGAAGAUGGGAAACUGAAGCCUCAGCAGGUGCUAGAGUUGGAMUUCUCGGGCAGAGGCUACGGACCUGUGGACAUCGAUCAUGAUGUUCCUGGUUUUGACGUCUUUACUGUAAAUUACGGGACCGACAUUCCAUGGCUGAAGAAGUUGGAUGGACAGAAGAGGUAUCUUUAUGGGCCUGGCACCAUCUUUGUGGCGCAUUCGGCGAAUGAGGAGAUCUUGGAGAGUGAUCUUUUUGAUGCUGUGAAGGGGUAUGAGAAGAUCAUCCUUCAUGCGCUUGGGAAGGGAGAGUAA
Messenger RNA from Ramularia collo-cygni, 1239 nucleotides. Its product is annotated as related to Probable carboxypeptidase AO090003000058. The record is from RefSeq and is a predicted model, not a curated record. Bases 1 to 1239 code for a protein of 412 amino acids. Gene Ontology annotation, molecular function: hydrolase activity. The transcript has 2 exons. Lineage: Eukaryota; Fungi; Ascomycota; Dothideomycetes; Mycosphaerellales; Mycosphaerellaceae.